CAUUGUUAUGUAACCCUUCCCAAUAAAUGUAAUUUCAUAGUAUCAAAAAUGAAAAAAUCCUUCCAAAAUAUUCCCUCCCCAGUUUUCCUCUGUUACCAAAAAGCUUCUCUCCUUUUUUUUUUUCUUCUCAUUUAAUUUUUUUUUUUCAUCCUGAGUCUUUAUCCAUCUGCUUAUAAAUAGAGCCUUUUUCCCUUGUUUCCCUCUCUAUCUUCCUCUCCAAUGUGCCAAACACAUUGAGGCCUAACUAACAUUCCACCAAAUAAACCCAGUGAAAGAAAAGGGAAGAAGGAUAACAGGGGAUUAACUAAUUCAUUUGUUUUAAUUCCACAAUGUCAGCCUACCAGGACAAUGAUCCUCGAAUCCAUGCCAUUCAAUCAAGAAUCCGGGUUGUGCCCAAUUUUCCCAAACCAGGCAUAAUGUUUCAAGACAUAACUACACUUUUGCUUGACCACAAAGCCUUCAAAGACACCAUUGAUUUGUUUGUGGAUCGGUACAAGGGCAAAAACAUCUCAGUUGUAGCUGGUAUAUACACUUAAAUUCAAAAGCACCCCCUUCGUUUUGUUUUCUGCUUGUUUGCCCAUCAUUUUUACCUCACAUUUCUACUGCGGGUCCUACUCAGGAAAAGGGAUGGUAAGGUUGAGAAAACAUUGUGAAGUUGAGUGCCAUUUUUUUUUUUUUAAAAAAAAAAUUAUCCCUUUUUUCUUUACAUGACAGUGGUGAUAUAGUGAAAUUAAUAAAGUUUUAUGUAAAUGUAUGAUCUUUUCUCUUUUUCCUUUUUGGGGUUUUAUAAAGUUUGAUGUCUUUUUGAUGUUUGUUCUUUUUCAAUGUUCUGAUAAUAAAUAAAGAUCAAAACUUUGGGUGUUUAAGUGCAGAAAGUUUUGAAAUUUGGUUGCUGGAGGUUUAUGUGUGUUGUUUUGCCAUUUAUGGUCACUGGCAAUGUAGGAGUGACUGAAUUUGUUUUGGGGGGGUUGACCAUGAGAGGGUCGGUGCGCUUUUUAUUUUUUAUUUUUAUCAUUUAAUUUUUUCUUGGUGGGGAUUGCCUGUUAAUGAUUUAUUUCUCAGAAGGAAUGAACUGUGAAUGGCUCCAAAGGGGAGGCAUGUGCUCAGCUUCCUAUUUAGAUUUUGAAGUUUUAAUGGUGAUGUUGGUUGGUGAAGGGAUGGAUGCCCACAUUUGAAAAUGAGCUUAUGGCCCCCUCUUUGAUUAUUUUUCACCCUUAAGUUUCAUGAGAAAAAGUUAUUUUUCGUUUCAAAAUGCUUAUGGUAAAAUGGUUUCACCAACUUACUGUUGGAUGAGUGAGUUUUCCAUCUUUUUUCUGGACCUCUACUGGUCAUCAUCAUUUUUGAGAUGUUAUAAUUCAGGAUGACACCUGAGUGGCACUGAGGUUUGUAUGGUGAAUGAUGACCAUCAAUUAUUGAUGGAAAGGGUUGUUGAUGGAGGUCCAUAAUCACCACUAUACUAUAAUGGCUUCUUUGUCUUUUUCCCUGCCAUUGGUGAAUGCUACUCUGUCGGCUUUGUUUAUUUCAUCCUAGAAUUGUUGAAGCCUCAUUGGGCUGUAACUACUACAGUUGGAAUGAGUGGAGCAUUUGCAUUUUCCUAUUAGGCUGUUCGUCCCCCCUUCCCGUCCUUUCUCUGGCUCUCUUCUUAGUUUUCACAUUCCCAAUUCUUCUAUUCGUGAAUUAUCAGUUAAUCGUUUUAAAGUUAUCAAUGAGUUAUCUUUAGGACCGAUCAAUUAGUAUUAUCAUGUAUGAUUGUAGUUCACUACCUGAUCUCCUUUUCUUAAAAACCAUUUAUUGCAGUCUCUGUUAUUCAAUUAUUGCAGAUAAAAAGUUUUUGGACUGCAUAUGAUUGCAGUACUCUAGAUGGCUUCCACAUCUUCUGAAAAGUUCAUAGGAGUUUCCCUAUGUGAAGCUUUUCAACUAUAAGGGGCCUAGUUCUCUCCAUUUCUCUCAAAAAGAAAAGAUGACACCAUAAAGUUUUAUUUCAUCAUGAUUAAUUUACUUCUUGUUUUUGUCCUUGUGUUUAUCCUUGGUAAUUUGUCCAGUUCUUCUCUGCUCAUGCGGACAUUUUUGUCCUUUUGUGUAAACAUAAUAAAAAUUUGACAGAUUCAGUUUGUUAAGAUAUAUUUGUCAACAGUGAAUAUCACAACUCUAAACUUUGUUUUGCUAUGUAUCAAAGUUGUGUAGUAUCACUGUAGUAAUUGCUUUGUUGGUUGGCAUAAUAAUAUUCUUUAAUGCAGAUCCCAUUUAGUUUGUGGGAUAUCAGGAUUUUUACUACUGAAAGAAAGAAAGCAUUAUUCACCACCAAGAACUGUGGGGCAUGCCUGCCUAGGUUUUGAUUCUUUGUUUGAAUGAUGGGUUUCAUACUAUUUUUUUUUUGUGUCUUAAAAUUGAUUAUGAAGAUGGAGGUUUCUUCCUGGUACUGAUUGAGUUUGUCUGCCUACAAUUAGUGGAUAAAACAUUCAAAAAAAGAUAUAUUCGAAAAUCAAAGCAGCUGUUUUGGGCUGUAUCUAGUGGAUUGUACAUGGAAUAGAAUUGAGCUUUUACAUGGACUGAAAACUGCAUAUUGUCUUGCAUAUUAUGCUCAAUUCCUGCUUGACUGCUGUUGCAAGUGGCUUGGUCUUUGGAUUUGGAGUCUUUCUUGAUGUUUUCAGCUGAAAUGAAGAUCUACUAGUGAUGAUUUUUGGACGGCCUAGUUUGUCCUUUGCUCAUUAUACUCCACGUCAAUCACCUUAGUUUCAAACGACAAAAACAUAGAACAAAGUUGCAUCAGAAACUUUCUGAAGCAAUGCCGGCAACUUUAAUGAUGACUCAUUGUUUUUGUUUUUUAAUAUGUGGAAGAUAAGCGUAGCUCUUGAUCCUGCAAUUUUUUUUGUUUGUAUAUGGCUGUCAUUUGGCUUCUCCACUCCCCCAGAUGAAAAAUUUGAUCUCUCUGGCUGGUAAGUAAUUAGAUGAACUCAUUUUCCUGGCUGUAACAAUGUUUGCCACCCAACUUUUGUCCCUUUUUCUGUUCAAUAUGUGUCCUGUUAUCUGUAUUGUGUCCCGAGACUCUGGAUCUUCUAACCGUGGGUCAUUGUCAUGAUAAGCUUUUGUGGUGAGCAGCGUAUCUUUAAAUAGAUCUUUGUGAUGUGUUGGUGGAAUUUUUCUCUUGUGCUCCAUGAAAAGAAUGAAAUUAGUUUAGGUCAAUUCACGAGAAUAUAAUGAAGUCAUCCAGAGACAACAGAAAAUAUGAAGUGGCAUUUGUAGGAUAACUUGGCAUCUCAUGUCGUGUACUCUUUGCACUACUGCAGGAAUAGAAGCUCGGGGCUUCAUAUUUGGACCUCCGAUUGCUCUGGCAAUAGGGGCAAAAUUUGUCCCUCUGAGAAAACCAAGAAAACUUCCAGGUAAAGUCUAUAGACAAGAAUAUGAUCUGGAAUAUGGGAGUGAUUGUAUUGAAAUGCAUGUUGGAGCAGUCGAACCUGGAGAGCGUGCUUUGGUAGUUGAUGAUCUUAUUGCAACUGGUGGCACUCUUUGUGCUGCUAUGAAUUUACUGGAACGCGCCGGAGCUGAAGUAAUCGAAUGUGCUUGCGUGAUCGAAAUACCCGAGUUAAAGGUGUGCACUUCUCUAAUACAUGCAUCUAUUUUCCUGCUGUUAUUCUGUAGCAUCUCUUUCUGCUUGAGGGGAUAUUUGACUUUUUAGGCCCAACAUUGACAUGAUUUGAUUGAGUCAGCUGAAGCAUAAGCAUCAUUCUUCCUUUUGGAUUGCUGUUUAGUAUUCCUUGUCUUCCACAGCACUAAUAUUUUCCUCCAAAUUACAAACACUUUCAUUUCUAAUUAUGAAGAUUCUGUAGUCUAUGGAGAGUGAUUAUCGUGGUAGAAAGACACACUGAUGCUUAUUUCUCAGCACAUAUAUUCAUAGGUCAAACUUGUGCGUAAUGAAGUUCUCUUUGAGGUCCAUCAUCUUGUCUUAGCCAUGCCUUAAAGACAAAAAACCAAAUAACAAAUUCUUUUCCUUUUUCUUUUGUAAUAGGAUUUGAUAUCAUCAUCAUAUCAAUGAUUAUUAUUAUUUUGAUCCAAUUUUUCACUUUCUUGGAUGAUGAUGUAGGGCCGGGAUCGAUUGAAUGGGAAGCCAUUGUACGUUCUUGUGGAGUCACAAUAGAUUUUUUUUUAGUAGCCAAAAUUGAUGGAAAUAAUUUGUUAUUUCUUGCUGCAGCGUGCAUGAUUUAAAAACAGAAAUGUACAUUAGAGGGCCCUCCUCCCUAUUAUUAUCGAGAAAGUAAUUUUUCCCCCUGAAAUUGCUUUCAUUUCACCAUUUAGUAUUAUUAUUAUUAUUAUUACUCUCGUCAUGUGAAAUUCUAGGUAAGGAAAUUUGUCCUUGUGUUUUUUUUUUCCAUUUUGUAGCGUUUAGGAGUGGCCUGAUUUGGAGAUGAGACAUAUGCAACCGCGCAUUCUUCAUUUUUUUAAUAAUUAAUUAACAAAGAUAUGUCUUUAGCGGACCGCUAUAAAAAUUAAUGUUACGUUAUUAAUUUUCAUUUUAACUCGUUAAUAACAAUUUCUUACUCCAGGGAGUUGGAAUUAUUGUGGUUUACAUAGUUUGUAAAAACCCCCCCGUAAAGGUAUCCUUGG
This is a messenger RNA of Oldenlandia corymbosa var. corymbosa, 4602 nucleotides long. NCBI's taxonomy places the organism in Eukaryota, Viridiplantae, Streptophyta, Magnoliopsida, Gentianales, Rubiaceae. The record is from the annotation of a GenBank genome assembly.